AUGGUACUCUGGAGUCCAGUGCUGGGAGCCCUGCUGGUGAUCCUUGUGGGAUACCUGUGUCUUCCAGGGCUGCUCCGACGACGCAGGCCCCAGGAACCUCCUCUGGACAAGGGCUCUAUGCCCUGGCUGGGCCAUGCCAUAGCUUUCCGGAAGAAUAUGUUUGAAUUCUUAAAGGGAAUGCGGGCCAAGCAUGGGGAUGUUUUUACAGUGCAGCUAGGGGGCCAGUUCUUCACCUUUGUAAUGGACCCCCUCUCCUUUGGACCCAUCAUCAAGGACACAGAGAGAAAACUAGAUUUUGUGCAGUAUGCCAGAGAGCUGGUACUAAAGGUAUUUGGAUACGAGGCAAUAGAGGGGGACCACCAUAUGUUGCACUCAGCCAGUACAAAGCAUCUGAUGGGAGAUGGCUUGGAGGAUCUCAAUAAGGUCAUGCUGAACAGCCUGUCCUUGAUUAUGCUGGGGCCCAAAGGCUGGAGUCUGGAUGCCAGUUUCUGGCAUGAGGAUGGCCUCUUUCAGUUCUGCUACAGGACCUUGUUCAAGGCCGGUUACCUCAGCUUGUUCGGCUACACAAAGAACGUGGCACAGGACCUGUUACAGGCAGAAGAGACAUUCAUGAAGUUCCGCAGGUUUGACUGUCUUUUUCCACGGUUUGUCUACUCCCUGCUGGGGCCCCGGGAGUGGCUAGAAAUGGGCCGGCUUCAGCGUCUCUUUCACAAGACACUCUCUGUGGAACACAUCCUGGAGAAGGAUGGCAUGAGCAGCUGGUUAUGUUACAUGCUUCAGUUUCUGAGGGAGCAGGGAAUGGACCCAGCUAUGCAGGACAAGUUCAGUUUCAUGAUUCUCUGGGCCUCCCAAGGGAACACAGGGCCAACCUCUUUCUGGGCUCUCUUGUUCCUCCUGAAGCAUCCAGAAGCCAUGCAGGCUGUGAGGAAGGAGGCCACUCAGGUCCUGGGUGAAGCCAGGCUAGAAGCCAACCAGUUCUUCACCUUCGAAUUGAGUGUCUUGCAACACACCCCAGUGCUGAACAGCGUGAUGGAGGAGACCCUGCGUCUGGCGGCUGCACCCACCCUCCUCAGGGUAGUGCAGAAAGACUAUACCUUGAAGAUGUCCAAUGGACAAGAGUACCUGCUCCGUCACGGAGAUAAAGUGGCUCUCUUCCCCUACCUCUCAGUGCAAAUGGACCCUGACAUCCACCCCAAGCCCACUACCUUCAUGUAUGAUCGAUUCCUAAACCCCAACGGCAGCAGAAAAAUGGACUUCUACAAGGAGGGCAAGAAGAUCCACCACUACAACAUGCCUUGGGGCUCAGGUGUCUCCAUCUGCCCGGGUAGGUUCUUUGCCCUCAGUGAGAUGAAGCUCUUUAUUUUGCUCAUGGUCACAUAUUUUGACCUGGAGCUGGUGGACCCUGACACAGCUGUUCCCCCUAGGGACCCACAGCGCUGGGGCUUUGGCACAACACAGCCCAAACACGACGUGCGCUUUCGAUACCGCCUGAAGCCUAUGGAAUGAACUCUGCCAAGACAGUCAAGAGGGGGACCCCUUGUGGUCUCCCACCUUUCCUCACUCCUCUGCAGCUCCAGGCCCUCUCUGACUACCCCUCCUUCUGGUUCUGUGGACCUCUGCCUCUAUCCUAUUGUCCUUGCUGUCUGACCUCCUAGCCAUCUCACAGGCUUACCACUCUUCCUUUAAAACACCACCUUUCCCAACGGGUUCUGCAGAGCCCUCCCCUCACAGGAAGUCCAGUGGAAGGGGAAAUAUCUGAGAGCAAUUCAGUUUGGAGAGAUGGUGCCUGCCUUGAGUAGCCCUGUCUACAGAAACCGGCUCCUAUUCUGACUAGGCAUCUUGCAAACAUGGAACUCUCACCCCAUUUUGUGCCACAACACUUAUUCCACAUCCUGUGGGAACUCAGGUUCUUUGGGGAUUUUUGUUUUUUUCAGGAUCGGGGGUGGGGUGAUGGGUUUUGGGUUUUUUUGUUUUGUUUUGUUUUGUUGGAACUGGGGAUCUAACCCAGAGCUUCACUGUGGGAGGCAAGCGCUUUGCCAUUGAGCUACGUCCCGGCCCUGGAACUCAGGUUCUAGAACAGUAUUGUCAUAUAGAAAUAUGAGGCAAGUCACAUGUGUAAUUUUAAAUUUCCUAGUAGACAUAUUCUUCAAAAAUACAAAAGGUAGAAUUCAUUUCAUAUGUUUUAUGUAGCCCAAUGUAUCUAAAGAACUCACAUUUAAAUUUGUGACCAAUUUUUAAAAAAUUAAUGAAAUAAUUUACAUCCCUUUCUUUGUCCUGGCAUCAAAACCUGGUAGUACUUUACCCGGGCAGCACUCCUCAAUCCAAAAUAGCCACUCGGUAGUCACCGGUGGCUAUGAUGUAGUUCUAGAGAAACACUGCCUUCGAUGUAGGACUUAUUCUAGGUCCCUCCUUGCCGCCCUCGUCUCCUCUGUACAUCCCCACCCUAGGGUGAUUUCAGUCCUCCCUUAGUUACCACAACCAUUGCUAAGUCGGAGUUUUCUCUACCCCUUCACCAUCCAUCUCCCCAUGGGGGACCCACAACCUUUGAUCCAGCUUGUCUAAGCAUCUCUCCUAAGCACUGUCGGAACCACUCCCUCCUGAUUUCCCUGCCUCUCUCUGCUCGGGACUUUCCUCCACACCCCAUUGCCAAAAGCACGCCCUUAUCCUCUCUUGCUCUCUUCCACAUAUAGUGGGGCCCUUGUCCAGUCAGCUCAAUCCCCUGUAAUGGCCCUGAAAUGUGUCCUUUCCCCUGGCCCACAGCUAAUUCUUAGACCUGUGACUUUAUAACAGAGAAUUAGAAGCUGCUUUUGCUGAAAGCACUCACUUUUCACUUGGACCUGCAGAUGCUCAGUGGGUAACUGAAAGCAGCAUAAAA
This is a messenger RNA of Sciurus carolinensis (gray squirrel), 2875 nucleotides long. RefSeq names its product 7-alpha-hydroxycholest-4-en-3-one 12-alpha-hydroxylase. Bases 1 to 1506 code for a protein of 501 amino acids. Lineage: Eukaryota; Metazoa; Chordata; Mammalia; Rodentia; Sciuridae. The transcript has a single exon. The record is from RefSeq and is a predicted model, not a curated record. Gene Ontology annotation, molecular function: iron ion binding; sterol 12-alpha-hydroxylase activity; heme binding.